Messenger RNA from Dentiscutata erythropus, 1584 nucleotides. The record is from the annotation of a GenBank genome assembly. Lineage: Eukaryota; Fungi; Glomeromycota; Glomeromycetes; Diversisporales; Gigasporaceae.
AUGAAACUUAUACUUCGCAAACUUCCAUACAAAUAUGUUCUCUUCAUUCCUUUAAUCCUUUGCUUAUUAUAUUUUAUGCCAUUUGUAUAUAGAUAUCAUGGAUACCAUGAUUGGUUAAUCGGUGACCAUUUAACUACACCAAUAGCUCAAAGCACUUCAAAAUGUCGAGGGGAAGGCCGCGCGACUGUCUGCGAAUUCACUAAUCUCUGUGUUGACAGCAAACAUGGAGCCUAUAUAGUAAAUCAAGAAGACAUAUCAGUCAUGGCUAAUGUUAUGAAUUCAGAUGAAAUUUCUGAUAUUUUUUGGAAACCUGCUGUACGAUCCAGUUAUCCAGAAAAAGUUCAAUAUAUAAAUGACACUGUAUUUAUAUAUGGUCUAUAUGCUCCUUAUCAUUUCUCGCAUUGGAUGUUCAAUGGAUUGUUGCCAUUGUAUAGCAUGAUGCGUACAUACAAUGCCACUCGAAAUGCAUGGCUCAUGCGUGUUUGUACAGCGGAUUAUCAACCAAGUCUAGCGAUACCCCAGGAUAUCUCAUUCCUCACCGAUGGGAAAGAAAUAGUAUUUAAUUAUGAUGAUAUGUUGACAGAAAUGCAAGUAAUGCCACCUACUGUACCUAUUUGCUUUGCAAAUGCCGUUGUUGGUGCUGGAAAUCUUUGUAGCCUAAUUUACUGUGAGAAAAAUAUUCCAGCAGAACAUUACGAACAAUUUCGGAAUGACAUUCUAAAUUACUUCAUACACAAUGGCAAAUGGGAAAAUUAUAUGCAGAAAGAACAAGCUGACAAACGAGUAUUGUCUUGUAUCAAUAACACAAAAAUAUAUACUCCUGAUAACGGCGAUAUAAAUAUUGAGAAUAAUGCAAAUACACCUGUUAUUGGCGUUCUACAGCGAUAUCGUAAUCGGUACAUAUUGAAUGCUGAAGAAUUGAUCAAUGCAUUAGUGAACCAAAAAUACACUGUCAAGUUCUUUAAUUUUGACAUUGGCUGCUCCCUCCCGGCAACUGCAAAACUUUUAGAGGAUGUAGAUAUCCUUAUUACAUCUCAUGGCAACGGAAUUGGUGAUGCCAUUUUCAUGGCACCAAAAACGACUGUAAUAAGUAUUGACAGUCGGUUCUAUUCCGAAGCAUGGUUUACUUAUGUUCACACUGCAUCCGGGAGGCGAUUCUACAAUUUUCAAUGUGAAUCGAGUGACUGUCAAGUGGCAGAUAUUGAAAUGGCAAAACAAGUGUUAGAACGAGAAGGUGUUGUUAACCUGACAUACUAUGAACUUCUGGAAUUUGUUGGUCCAAAAUAUCCUGACCGACUUAUAACCAAAUAUUUUGCUGGUAAUGGCGAAGUUUAUUAUAGAUAUGCAAAGAAUGCAACAAGACUCGUGGAUGUGGAUAAAUUGGUUAGAUUCGUAAAAGAGAUCCUUGAGGAGGUACCUUUAGUGAAUAAUAAAUCGUUUGUUGAACUUUGUGAAAUUGGCAAGUGUUGUGGUCCAUGGUGUGAUGUGGCGAUGGAGAGAAAUGUAUUCAAAAAAGGUAAUGCCUGGGGUGGUGAAGAGCGGCAAACGGGUACUAGCGUGAUUAAUUGGAAAGCAGCCGCAUAA